GUACCGACAAGUAACGCUUAUCGCGUGGAACCCGAGAAAAAAAAGCCUGAAAAUGGUGUUUCUUCAUGGACAGUGGAGCUCGCUCGUGCUCAGUUGUUUGACGGUAAUGGUUGUCGGUGGCUUUGAGGUGUCAACGACCAUCGAAAAAUGUCCACCGCCACGGUGCGUUACGUACGAGGAAAUCAACACGCUGUGGGCAGAUCCGAGUCCGGCCCACUUUCUGCAGUGUCGUCCGCUGCAGAACGGUACCUGGGCGCCGCAAAAGAUGCCAUGUGCGGUUGGCACACUGUUCAGCUUCAAGCAACAGGUAUGCGUGCUGGAAAUCAACUGGAAUGCCGAAUUGAGCGGGUGCAUCAAGGCAGAUACAAAGGCACCAAGCUGCGGUGAGCCGAGCUGUGAGACGUAUGAGCAGAUCAAUACGCUUUGGGUGCAUUCGCUGAAGGAAAAGUUUUACCAGUGUCGGCCGGCACCGAACGGUACGUGGGUACCGCAGGAAAUGCUUUGCCCGACUGGUACACUGUUCAGCUUUUAUCAUCAGGUGUGUGUGGUUAAAUCGAUGUGGAAAGAUUCCUGCUCGCAAACGUAGCGCAGGGCAUGUGUAGAAUGCGGCAGUGACAACAGUGGAGUAAUUAUUCCUUGGUGUGUGUGUGUAUGUGGAAAAUAUACAAAUAUUGAAUAGUAA
Messenger RNA from Anopheles stephensi (Asian malaria mosquito), 682 nucleotides. RefSeq lists its product as uncharacterized. The transcript has a single exon. The record is from RefSeq and is a predicted model, not a curated record. Gene Ontology annotation, cellular component: extracellular region. Gene Ontology annotation, molecular function: chitin binding. The coding region runs from base 53 to 586 and encodes 177 amino acids. Lineage: Eukaryota; Metazoa; Arthropoda; Insecta; Diptera; Culicidae.